This is a messenger RNA of Lasiodiplodia theobromae, 756 nucleotides long. Its product is annotated as Exosome complex exonuclease Rrp40. Lineage: Eukaryota; Fungi; Ascomycota; Dothideomycetes; Botryosphaeriales; Botryosphaeriaceae. The transcript is spliced from 2 exons. The coding region runs from base 1 to 756 and encodes 251 amino acids. Gene Ontology annotation, biological process: TRAMP-dependent tRNA surveillance pathway; nuclear polyadenylation-dependent rRNA catabolic process; exonucleolytic trimming to generate mature 3'-end of 5.8S rRNA from tricistronic rRNA transcript (SSU-rRNA, 5.8S rRNA, LSU-rRNA). Gene Ontology annotation, cellular component: nuclear exosome (RNase complex); cytoplasmic exosome (RNase complex). Gene Ontology annotation, molecular function: RNA binding. The record is from RefSeq and is a predicted model, not a curated record.
AUGGCGUCUGAAGUUGUUCUUCCCGGAGAGGAGCUGCCUGCAUCACUUCUAGAGCAGACCCAAAACCACAAGAGACCGCUCACGCUUGGCCCCGGCCUACGUCACAUCCCGCCAUCGACUAUCACUACCACUGUCGCUGGUUCCCUCAGCGUGGACAGCCGGAAGAAUGCCAUUUGGGUUGAGCGCAAUGGCGGCCGCUAUGUGCCUACCCAAAACGACGUCGUAGUCGCAACGGUGCACCACUCGUCGGUCGAAAUGUACGCUUGCACGAUCACACCUUACACACCCCAAGCCACCCUCCCGCAUCUUGCCUUCGAAGGCGCCACGAAGAAAACACGCCCGCAGCUUGCGCCGGGCGCCCUCGUCUACGCCCGGGUUAGUGCCGCUAGCAAACACAUGGAGCCGGAGCUGGAGUGCGUGUCAGCAACAACGGGAAAGUCGGACGGAUUGGGCCCGCUCAAAGGAGGCAUGGUUUUCGAGAUCAGUCCAGGCAUGGCAAGGAGACUGUUGAUGCCUGCAGGAAAGAAAGAUGCAGGCGAAGGCGGCCCUGGAAAGGUCAUUGUGCUGGACGAGUUGGCCGAGAGGGUACGGUUUGAGGUUGCGGUUGGUAGAAACGGAAGGGUCUGGGUCAACAGCGAGGAAGGCGGCGUUAAGGUCGUUCUGGCAGUGGGCAAGGCGCUUACGGAAACCGAUGAGAAGGGCUUGGGCAUCGAGAGCCAGAGAGACUUGGUUGCGAAGCUGCUGAAGGGAUUAUAA